Amphimedon queenslandica is the source of this 1958-nucleotide messenger RNA. RefSeq names its product dipeptidyl peptidase 3-like. NCBI's taxonomy places the organism in Eukaryota, Metazoa, Porifera, Demospongiae, Haplosclerida, Niphatidae. The transcript is spliced from 14 exons. Gene Ontology annotation, cellular component: cytoplasm. The record is from RefSeq and is a predicted model, not a curated record. The coding region runs from base 45 to 1811 and encodes 588 amino acids. Gene Ontology annotation, molecular function: dipeptidyl-peptidase activity.
UAACUAAAAUUAUUAACUAGCUGGCCACGUGACUUGGUUUCAAGAUGGCGACGGAUCCAAAGGAAGACAUCAGCUUGUAUCUCAUUCCUCCUGACACUCCAGUCAAUAAACUGGACUGCACUGAAGCUUUCAAAGGACUCACAGAUAAGGAGAAGCUCUACGCUCAUCAUUUUGGUCGUGCAUGCUGGGAGGGAGGACUAAUCUGCUUGCUACAAACCUCCCCCGAGUCUCCAGGUAUAUUCCUAUUACUGGGGGAGCUGUUUAGGGGACAAUCACUGGAGGCACUUAAGGAACUAGCUAAUGGGUGUGGCCUAUCUGAAGACGAAUAUAAAUCAUUUUUAGCAUAUUCUGCUGCCUUCUACUCCAAUUUUGGUAAUUAUAAAAGUUUCGGUGAUACCAAAUUCAUCCCUGAUCUUCCUCGAGAGAAGCUGGAGAAACUCAUCACCUCCAGUCAGUGUUACUGUGACAACAAGGAGAGGAUCUCGUUCCUCUGGUCCUCAGUGGCGGAUGGGAUGUUCUCACUCCACCCACCUACUGUACGACAGUUAGCGUUCCCUCCUGAUGGUAUAACAACUUACUAUUCUGGUAACUGUGGUAAAGAAGAUGCUGAAAUCAUAAAAGAAUUUAUGUUGAAUAAAGAUUUGAGCCCAUACAAUACAAGAUUGUUCAAGAAUGAAGAUGGGACCUAUGAAUUAAGAUUAGCAUCAUCUCUUACUAAUGAUACUCCUCCUAGUCCAAAUGAUAAAGUAUCAUCAUUACUUGGACCCCAUCAGUUUCCUUCCCCUAGAACCAGCUCUAGUGUCUCCAUUAAGAUAUCAAGAGGAGACUAUCAUACACUAAUGAAGAGGAUGACUGAUGAACUGGAGGCAGCUGCUCAUCACGUUGCUAACAGGAACCAGAAGGAUAUGAUUGAUAGAUAUGUGUCUAGUUUUAGUAGAGGGUCAGUACCUGAUCAUGAAGAUGCAUCUCGUUAUUGGAUUAAAGAUAAAGGACCAGUUGUUGAAACGUAUAUUGGAUUCAUUGAGAGUUAUCGUGAUCCAUUUGGAUUAAGAGGAGAAUAUGAAGGUAUAGAUAAGAGGGUUACAUUCCUUACAACAGAGGAUCAGGGUGUUUUUACUGAUUUGAGAGGUAAAGCAUUUGAAGUGCAGGUUGGAUUGCAUGAACUAUUAGGACACGGAUCAGGGAAACUGUUCAGUAAGGAUAAGAAUGGAGUCUUUAACUUUGAACAAGAUAAAGUUAUUAAUCCUUUGACUGGAGAUAAAAUAAGGAGUUGGUAUAAUCCAGGAGAGACAUGGGAUACACAGUUUAGUACAAUAGCAUCAACUUAUGAAGAAUGCAGAGCAGAAUGUGUUGGUAUAUACCUCUCCACUGACAGGAAUAUAUUGCGUAUAUUUGGUUAUGAAGGAGCUGAAGCUGAAGACAUAAUGUAUGUGAAUUGGUUGAGCAUGUUGAGGGCAGGACUUAUAGCAUUAGAGUUUUAUACACCUGAAACAAAGAAAUGGAGACAAGCUCACAUGCAGGCUCGUUAUGUUAUAUCAGACGUUAGCUCAGGACAGUUAUUGUAUAAUAAAUAUUCAACUGUUACUGAUGAUCAUUUGAUGUUAAGAGAUAUUGUAAUGGCUAGGAAGAUGCCUAGAAGGUUAUUUGUACAGCCACACACUUCAAUUGAUACUGAUGGUUCUGUUGUUCUUAAUGAGUUUGAUAGUUCAUUUGAGGGAAUCAUUUCCUCAUUUUUAGCAAGAUAUCCUAACUAUGAUACUGAACUGGAGUCUCUUUGGAGAAAUGAUCAACAUUAUUGGAAACAAAAAUAGACACAAUACAUAAUACAUUUGAUACAAAAUUAAAGAACUAGAAAAUUACUUGUGUGCCAUGCAUAUAUAGUAUAAUAAUUAUAGUGAUUAAUUGUCACAUUGUGUGUUGCCAUGUGCAUGCCACAGUAUUCAAUUUGUGCAGUAAAG